AUAGAUCUGUUACUGUCUGGCCAUGGAAUAAAAACAAUCGAAUAAACAUUGGUCUAUUUUGACGUGAUGACGUAUCUGUACGUACUCUUGAUUCGAGAAGUUACGCAGUACGUGCAGUGGUUGUAAGAGGAAGGAAGAUGGCGGAUAACAAAGGCGAGGAGGAUAUGGAACCGUCAGCUAAAUUGGACUCAGUGCCUUCAGCACAAGAAAACGAGCAUUCGGAACCAAAUAGCGAUAAUGCUGUUAUAGUAAUAGAGGCAAAUUUGAAGGAAGACGCUGAAACCGAGUCUCCCCAGAACGCAAACGAAGCACCUACACCCACCAGUGAAGGAGGGGACGACGUUAGCAGCGCUGGGACUGUUGUUGCGGCAGGGGAAGCCAAUGGUAGCGUUAGCAACGCCGUCAGUCCUGCCGAUACCAGUAGCACAAAUGCAGAACCAACGGCGACCGAAACUCUUGCCGCCGCUGAUGCUCCAGGCGGCGGACCCGCCACGGAAAUGUCCCCCCCUCCCACUGCUCCGGCAGCCACACCGGUGUCUACGACCAUUAAUUUACUGGAAACCUGCGCAGUGUGUAAACAAAGUCUUCAGAGCCGAGACUGUGAACCAAAACUUUUGCCUUGUCUCCACUCCUUUUGCCUAAAAUGUAUCCCACAGCCCGACCGACAGAUAACCGUCCAGGUGCCUGGACCGCACGGACAAACUGACACACACAUAGUAAAUGUAAUGCGGUGUGCGGUUUGCCACCAGGACUACAAACAAAGUGACAUUAUUGACAACUAUUUUGUCAAAGAUACCACAGAGGCCUCCAACACCUCUGAUGAAAAGUCUGCACAGGUAUGUGAGAAUGGUCGGUACCAGUUUCUGGAAGAAGCUUUCCAGAACCAUAAAGGAUUCAUUGAGACCAACAUGGCCAAACUACAGGAAAAAAAGAACUAUGUCCAUUACUCUCUCUCUCAGGUGCAAAGCAGGUUAAAGGAGCUCAAUGAGACGCAUAAGAAGGUGGAGCAUGAGAUCAAAAUCGCAGUAUUUACACUUAUAAAUGAAAUCAACAAAAAGGGAAAGGCCUUGCUACAACAGCUGGAGAGCGUGACCAAAGAGCGCAGCAUGAGGCUUGUGGCGCAGCAUAAGGAUACCACCCAACUGGCCCAGCAGAUCCACCAUGUGCUCAACUUCUGCCACUGGGCCAUCACAUCUGGCAGCAGCACCGCACUGCUCUACAGCAAGAGGCCGGUAUGUUUGUCUCGGCCAAUCAUGUACCAGCUUCGUCAGGUCUUCAAAGCUCGACUGGAGCCAGCACCACAGUCAAAUGGAAUUGUGCGAUUCUUCUGUGACCCCACGUUUUGGGCCAAAAAUGUGGUGAAUCUAGGUAAUUUGGUAAUUGAGAAACCACCACAGUCAACACAACCUCCCGGGGUGAUUUUGGGAGGACCACCUGUUUCACCAGGCCAAGGUCAUCCAGGGAAACACCCCGGACAGAUCAACCUGGCUCAGCUCCGGCUGCAGCACAUGCAGCAUGCCUAUGCUCAGCAGAAACAGCAGCAGCAUCAUCAUCAUCAUCAGCAGCAGCAGCAGCAGCAGCAGCAACAGCAACAGCAGCAGCAACAGCAGCAGCAACAUAUGCGCAUUGCCUCCCAAAUGUCCCAGCAGCAUGCCAGACAGGCGGGGCCCCCCAUGGUUCAGCAACAGCCCCCAAGACUCAUCAGUAUGCAACAACUCCAAAGAGGGCCCGGGGGUAUGAACGGCGGGCCCGGUCCCUCAAUGUACCCUUCUUCCCAUCACAUGCGUCUCCCGGGUCCCCCGCCACAGAGCCGGAUGCCCACUGCCCAGCCCAGACAUAAUGGGCAGCAGUAUUCACCCUUGAUGCAGCCUCAGUUACAGCGGCAGAUGUCUAUAGAAUCUGAGAUGAGCCACCAAAGGCUUCGUUACUUACUGCAAUCAGGGCAUUCCAACCCUGGGCACGCUGGUCCUUUCCCGGUGGCAUCGCUGCAUAAUGCCAAUCCCACAAGUCCGACCAGCGCCAGCAUGGCCGGCGCUCAUGCUCACCGCGGCCCUGCUAGCCCCAUUAUUGGUCCAAUUGAGCUCAUUCCCUCCGUCACCAAUCCCGAGAACCUGCCCUGUCUGCCUGAGAUCCCGCCCAUUCAGUUGGAAGAUGCAGGUUCCAGCAACCUUGGACAGCUUCUUUCUCGUUACAUCACAGCCAGCACGCAGCACCAGCUGGGCUCAGUGGACAUGAACCCCUCGCCUGGACUAUCCACGCUCUCUCCCGGGUCAUCAGGUCUCUCUAACGCCCACACACCAGCACGGCCCUCCAGUGCAUCCAGCACUGGCAGCAGAGGCAGCUGUAGUUCUGCGGGAAAAGCGGGGCCUGGAGGCGGAGCCACUUCAGAGCAGGUUAAGGUGAAAAAGGAGCCGGGCACAGAGGACACCUACACCUGCACGGCCUCUACUCUCAAGACAGAGCGGAGCAAAGAUGCUGGGAGGAGUGCCUGCAUGAUGAGCAGUCCAGACAGCAGCCCCCCGGGAGCAGUGUCUGAUCCUGUAAAGGUUCGAGGGGAGAGCAUAAAAACAGAACCCGAGUCAGAAACUCCUUGUUCUGGACUAAAUGGCGACAGUGCCACCACAUCGUCUUCUUCCAUGCUGACCUCCACUACCUCCUGGUCCACCGACAACAGCAGCAGCAGAGCAAACCCCCCACUCAUUAAUGGGAAAGAGACUCCAUACAAUGCAGAAUCUGGAGCUACGAGGGGUUCUGAGGCAAAAGAAGAUGAUCCCAACGAGGACUGGUGUGCUGUUUGUAUCAAUGGUGGUGACCUACUCUGUUGUGACCGCUGUCCCAAAGUGUUCCACAUGAAAUGCCACGUCCCCACUAUAAAAAUCGUCCCAAAGGGUGACUUCCUCUGCACGUUUUGCCGGAGCCUAAGCAGCCCUGAAAUCGAUUACUGUGACGACAGCAAGAAAAUCAAAGGCGAGCAGAGCCUGUGUGCUGAAGACCAAAGGAGAUGUGAACGCCUCCUGUUGUACAUUUUCUGCCAUGAGCUCAGCAUGGGCUUCAGGGAACCUGUUCCAAGCACUGUACCCAACUACUACAAAAUCAUUAAACAGCCCAUGGACCUGAAGAGAGUGAAGAAGAAGCUGCAGUUACGGAGCUCCCAGUACUACAAGUCCAUCCAAGACUUUGUGUCCGACAUGCGCCUUAUCUUCAGAAACUGUGCGAAGUACAACGAGAUGUCUCGAAUAAUCCAGGUUUAUGAUGAGGAGAAAGAGAUUAAUAAUCAGGUAAGCCGUCUCAAGAAGAGCAUAGUGAAUGGUGGAAAUGUUUCAUGGAGCCUCAGUGGGACAGGGAGGCAGGAUAUCCCUGCUCUGUACAGCAAAGUUGAGCUGGGCCCCCCCCUGCCACCAGGAGUCUUAACCAAAUCUAAUUUGUCUCCUCAUUCUCCUCCUCCUCCUCCUCCUCUUCCCUGCCUGAACCCAUUCAUUCUUCCCACUCAAUGGUACGCUCACACCCUCUUCCUCACCUUCUUCUUCGACCUGUUCCUCCUCUUCCUCCUCUGGCAGGCGGGAUCAGAGAUGGCGAUAUCGGGCAAAGCGGUGAGCCUUUACUUUGAGGAAAAGCUGCUCAACACCUUCCCAGGCCAAAGCUUCCCCGAAACGCCGGAGUGCGAGUCUGUGGAGGAAAAGGAAAAGGAGGCGGAGAAGGAGAAGGAGAACGAGACGGACGACUCUGAGGAUGACAUACAGCCCAGGCGCAAGCGGUUGAAAACGGACGAGAAAAUCCUUCACAUCAAGUGA
Menidia menidia (Atlantic silverside) is the source of this 3791-nucleotide messenger RNA. NCBI's taxonomy places the organism in Eukaryota, Metazoa, Chordata, Actinopteri, Atheriniformes, Atherinopsidae. The record is from the annotation of a GenBank genome assembly.